Molecule: messenger RNA, 4558 nt
Organism: Stylophora pistillata
Lineage: Eukaryota; Metazoa; Cnidaria; Anthozoa; Scleractinia; Pocilloporidae
Source: RefSeq, a predicted model, not a curated record
GACGAAACUCUUGGCUCUGGCUUCUUUGUUCGAAAUCUGAUUAUUCCAGGUUUUGCUUUCCAUUUUUGUCUGGUUGCAAGUGAAAAAUAUAUCCCUGGAGAUGACUUUGAAACCUACUACCUAGAAUUUAAGCAGUUUGAAUCUACUGAAUUGGAAAGAAUUGAACUAAACGAAAUCGCAUCGUCAGAUCGUUCAGACGUUUAUAGAACUCUUGAUUUGAUUUGCAUUCGUAUCAACGUCGAUCGUAUCAAAAAGAAGACAUUCUACAAGGACUCAUCUCGAUCAUUUAAAGUUGUUACUGAGCGCUUAGGAAGCUAUGAGAAUUUAUUCUGUUACUUUGUGGACGAUUCUCAAGCGAAAUCUUUGGUGAAACAAGUGAGAAUUGAACUAAAUAGUCGCAAGGGAUUUCAGAUCCUGGAUGGUGUGGACACUUACUCGACGUACAAUCAAUUCACUCAAGGUAAACUAGAUGGUGGUGUUAUCUUGAAAAGAAUUGAGGGUGAGUUACAAGUGGUUGGGGUGCUUCAGUUCACCAACGAGGGAACAAUCUCUCCUGUUUUCUUUCCGCUACCUAGUGAAGGUAAAGGGAAGAUGCCACUUAGUCAGUGUGCAACUGAGAUUGAAAAUGGUAGAGCUGCUUCAGGAAGUGAAAUGGUGGAAGAAGAAGGACAAGAUUCAGGAAUAGAUUUGACUUUGGGUAAUCAGCACUCUUCAGAGUCCAACCAGGCUGAAAGAAAGAUGCCACCUAAUCAUUUUGCAACAGAUGGUGGAGGUGCUUCAGAAAAUGACUUGGUGAUUGAGGGUCAACGAGAUCUGGAACGCAGUUUGACAGUUGGUAAUCAGCAUUCUUUACAGUCCAGCCAGGGUUCUUCUUCUGGUAGUGAAGGAAGCAGUUGGAUGUCUUAUUUGAAAUCGUGGAUUCCUUUUUGGAAUAAUUCUGACAGCUGCAGUGGUAAUGGAGAUUUGUCGCUUAAAGCAAUUUUGAAUUAUCCUUAUGACAUAAGCAUUAACCCAUGCAGGACUCCUUUGCAGGGUGGAGGACCUUGCACUUUCAAGCUCAUACCUGACCUCCCCUCAGACAUUACUUCUGGAACAGCUAAGUUUGCUGAUCUAGGCUUUGUUGAUUUGAAUGGAGUUAAAAAUAGCACAAACUGCCUUGUUGGAGAGAGAAUUCCUGCUGCUAGGGAAGAGGGUUCGGUCACUGUAAUAGUGAAUGGAAAAAGUGAUAAGACCGGCAACUGCGCUGAUCUUGGGCAGACACAGAUUUACUAUUAUCAUAAACAAAAAGACGUUUUCAGGGACUUGGUGAUGAAUCAAAGCCAGCUACACGAUUUCUUGGAAGAACUUGCAAAGGAAAACGCCAAAUCCAGCAGAGACAAAGGGUCGAAAUCCUCAAGUUCUGGGUCCAUGGAUUCAGGGAAUCCUUUAUUUGCACUUCAAUGCCUAGUGCUGUUGGUGUAUACAGCAGCGGAAACUGAUGUUCGAGAGUUUAUUGAAUUAAUCUUCAAUUCAUCAGCUGGAAGAGUGGUAUUUAAUGCAUACAGGCAUACGCCUCCAUUACCAGAGGAUAUUGCAAGAGCUUUUGGCCACAAAGAUACUGCGCAGUAUCUUGAAUCCUUAAGUAAAAGAUUAUCUGAAGAUUUAAGUGUCCACGAAGAACAAUUGCAAGAAAGUCAUAUUCAAGAGCUUGCUGAGGCAGUCAAAAAUCAACUGACAGAAGGAAGACAAGAACAGCCAUCAAGGGAACCAACAGAAGGAGAAGAAGAACAGCCACCUGGGGAAUCAAAAGAAGCAAGAGAAAAACAGCCAUCAGGGAAACCAGCAAAGGGAGGACAAGAACAGCCACCAAGGGAACCAGCAGAAGAAGAAGAAGAGUCAUUAAAGGAACCAGCAGGAGGAGAAGAACAGCCACUGAAAGAACCAGCAGGAGGAGAAGAACAGCCACGGAAGGAACCAGCAGGAGGAGAAGAACAGUCACUGAAGGAACCAGCAGGAGAAGAAGAACAGCCACUGAAAGAACCAGCAGGAGGAGAAGAACAGUCACUGAAGGAACCAGCAGGAGGAGAAGAACAGCCACUGAAAGAACCAGCAGCAGGAGAAGAACAGCCACUAAAAGAACCAGCAGGAGGAGAAGAACAGUCACUGAAGGAACCAGCAAAAGGAGAAAAACAGCCACUGAAAGAACCAGCAGGAGGAGAAGAACAGCCACUGAAGGAACUAGCAGGAGGAGAAGAACAGCCACGGAAGGAAACAGCAGGAGGAGAAGAACAGUCGCCAGGGGGACCAGCAGGAGGAGAAAAAGAACAGAAAAGUUGGUUUGAAAAAGGUGAUCAUACGUCAGCCCUUCAGUCUAAACUGCAAGCCCUUGACAUGAGAAGAAAGGUGCUUGGCGAGGAACACUCAGACACAGCUAAAAGCUACAAUUCCGUAGGGAUCACACAGCGUUCCUUGGGUGAUAUUACAUCAGCCCUUCAUUCUUCACAGCGAGUCCUCGACAUAAUAAGAACGUUGUUUGGCGAGGAACACUCAGACACAGCUCAAAGCUACGAUUCCGUAGGGAUCACACAGCAUUCUUUAGGUGAUCUUACAUCAGCCCUUCAUUCUUCACAGCGAGCCCUUGACAUAAGAAGAAAGUUGUUUGGCGAGGAACACUCAGACACAGCUCAAAGCUACCAUUCCGUAGGGCUCACACAGCAUUCCUUAGGUGAUCUUACAUCAGCCCUUCAUUCUUCACAGCGAGCCCUUGACAUAAGAAGAAAGUUGUUUGGCGAGGAACACUCAGACACAGCUGAAAGCUACGAUUCCUUGGGGGCCACACAGCAUUCCUUAGGUGAUCUUACAUUAGCCCUUCAUUCUUCACAGCGAGCCCUUGACAUAAGAAGAAAGUUAUUUGGCGAGCAACACUCAGACACAGCUCAAAGCUACGAUUCCGUGGGGAUCACACACCAUUCUUUAGGUGAUCUUAAAUCAGCCCUUGAUUCUAAACAGCGAGCCCUUGACAUAAGAAGAAAGUUGUUUGGCGAGGAACACUCAGACACAGCUCAAAGCUACGAUUCCAUAGGGGUCACACAGCAUUCCUUAGGUGAUCUUACAUCAGCCCUUCAUUCUAAACAGCAAGCCCUUGCCAUAAGAAGAAAGUUGUUUGGCGAGGAACACUCAGACACAGCUCAAAGCUACGAUUCCGUAGGGGCCACAUUGCAUUCCUUAGGUGAACUUACAUCAGCCCUUCAUUCUUCACAGCGAGCCCUUGACAUAAGAAGAAAGUUGUUUGGGAAGGAACACUCAGACACCGCUCAAAGCUACGAUUCGGUAGGGGCCACACAGCAUUCCUCAGGUGAACUUACAUCAGCCCUUCAUUCUAAACAGCAAGCCCUUGACAUAAGAUGAAAGUUGUUUGGCGAGGAACACUCAGACACACGUCAAAGCUACGAUUCUGUAGGGUCCAAACAGAAUUCCUUAAUUGAUCUUACAUCAGCCUUUCAUUCUAAACAGCGAGCCCUUGACAUAAGAAGAAAGUUGUUUGGCGAGGAACACUCAGACAGAGCUCAAAGCUACGAUACCGGAAGGGGUCACACAGCAUUCCCUAGGUGAUCUUACAUCAGCCCUUCAUUCUAAACAGCGAGCCCUUGACAUAAGAAGAAAGUUGUUUGGCGAGGAACACUCAGACACAGCUCAAAGCUACGAUUCCGUAGGGGUCACACAGCAUUCCUUAGGUGAUCUUACAUCAGCCCAUCAUUCUAAACAGCGUGCCCUUGACAUAAGAAGAAAGUUGUUGGGCGAGAAACACUCAGACACAGCUGAAAGCUACCAUUCCGUAGGGUUCACACAGUAUUCCCUAGGUGAUCUUACAUCAGCCCUUCAUUCUAAACAGGUAGCCCUUGACAUAAGAAGAAAGUUGUUUGGCUAGGAACACUCAGACACAGCUCAAAGCUACCAUUUCGUAGGGUCCACACAAUAUUCCCUAGGUGAUCUUACAGCAGCCCUUCAUUCUAAACAGCGAGCCCUUGACAUAAGAAGAAAGUUGUUGGGCGAGGUACACUGAGACACAGCUCAAAGCUACGAUUUCGUAGGGGUCACACAGGAUUCCUUAGGAGAUCUUACAUCAUCCCUUGAUUUUAAACAGUGAGCCCUUGACGUAAGAAGAAAGUUGUUUGGCGAGGAACUCUCAGACACAGCUCAAAGCUAUGAUACCGUAGGGGCCACACAGCAUUCCUUUGGUGAUCAUAGAUCAGCCCUUUAUUCUCAACAGCGAGCCCUUGACAUAAGAAGAAUGUUGUUUGGCGAGGAACACUCAGACACAGCUCAAAGCUACGAUUCUGUAGGGGCCACACAGCAUUCCUUAGGUGAUCUUACAUCAGCCGUUCAUUCUAAAUAGCGAGCCCUUGACAUAAGAAGAAAGUUGUUUGGCGAGGAACACUCCGACACAGCUCAAAGCUACAAUUCCGGAGGGGUCACACAUCAUUCCUGAGGUCAUCUUACAUUAGCCUUUCAUUCUACACAGCGAGCUCUUGACAUAAGAAGAAAGUUGUUCGGCGAGGAACACUCAGACACAGCUCGA